Dovyalis caffra is the source of this 696-nucleotide messenger RNA. The record is from the annotation of a GenBank genome assembly. Lineage: Eukaryota; Viridiplantae; Streptophyta; Magnoliopsida; Malpighiales; Salicaceae.
AUGGCGUCUUCCUUGACUACUUCCUUUUCUCUUCUUUUCAUUCUAUUUAACCCAUUUCUUGCAUUGGGGUCCAAGCCGAUGCCAUUCGAAGGUAGUAAAGCAGGUGCUUGUUUCAAGUUCACCGUUCAUGUAAUCAAUGGCUUUAGCAGCAAUGCACAACCAUUGCUUCUUAACUGUUGGUCUAAGGAUGAUCAACUUGGAAACCAUACUCUCUAUAAUGGUGGAGACUUCCACUUCAAGUUUGGUCUAACAAUUUUGGGGAAAACCAAAUUUCAAUGUGAUUUCAAGUGGGCUGAAAAGCAUCAACAUGUGGAUGUUUUUACUGAUGGCAAAGAAUCAGAUUUAUGUUGUGAUACUAAUUCUUGCUAUUGGAAGGCAGAAGAUGAUGGAAUCUAUUUUUGCAAUGACAACCAGAGUUAUGUAAAGAAAUUUGACUGUAAAAACAUCAACAUGUUGCUUCUUUUGGCCCCAAUCGAAAUUACACUCAAAAUGGGUUGUGCCAAAGGGUUUCACACCAAACUUGAAAUUGAAAUCUCCUCCAUUAUAGAGUGUGUGGUUUCCGAGGUCAUCUUUCUCAGACCAGCAAUGGAGUUGGAGUGGCUGUUUAUUGUUGCUAAAGCCAUUGAUGACAUGAACCCUAAACUUGAAGCAAAAGGAUAUUUUGCUAUCUUCCAAGGGUAUUGGUUUGUAACCUAA